Stegodyphus dumicola is the source of this 1257-nucleotide messenger RNA. RefSeq names its product zinc transporter ZIP1-like. The record is from RefSeq and is a predicted model, not a curated record. Lineage: Eukaryota; Metazoa; Arthropoda; Arachnida; Araneae; Eresidae. Gene Ontology annotation, biological process: zinc ion transmembrane transport. Gene Ontology annotation, cellular component: plasma membrane. Gene Ontology annotation, molecular function: zinc ion transmembrane transporter activity.
CGUUCCUUUCCACAAUUUGCCACAGUUCCGUGUGCAAAAUAAACAUAAAUUCCAGCCAUGAGCGCUUUAAUCGUUUCCCAGGUGAUAUGCAUGUUUUUAUUGUUAAUCGGCACUUUAAUAUUCGGGAUAAGUCCCGUUUUUGUUCAGAAAAAACUCUUUCAGUGCAAAUGCAGUGGAGAAACUUGUGAAAAGUCCUGUCGGGCUAGAAAAGGUAAAAUAAUUACUUCAUUCCUCAUCUUUUUUGGCGGCGGCGUUCUCCUCGGAACCUGCUUUCUUCAUCUCCUACCUGAGGCUCGUGAGGGUUUUGAAAGCGAUGAUGAAAAAGUCAUAAAUGUGACGGAAAACGCAACUGAUGAGGGAAAAAAUGAAGAUCACGAGAAAUUUUCAAUACCGGAAUUUAUCGUAUGCUGCGGAUUCUUCGCAGUUUACUGCUUUGAAGAAAUAGUCCACUUCUUCCUCGGUGGACACACUCACGUACCAACAGAGAAUCGAGCCAUUAGAUCAUUUUCACGUAAAAAUUCUUGUUCUUCUCGUUGCAGCAUUGGCGAACUGUCUACAUCCGGUGAUCACAAAGUGCCCAAAGACACUCCUGCACCCCCGCCACCAUAUUAUGAAGAACACCAUGACAUACCUGAAAAGAUUUCUCUCGUGGGACUGUUAACAGUGGCUGCGUUGUCAUUUCAUUCUCUCUUCGAAGGUUUUGCUGUCGGUUUACGUCCCGAUGUUAUUGGCACGUGGAUGGUAUUUUCUGCCAUUGCUGUUCACAAAUACGUCAUAUCCUUCGUUGUUGGACUGGAGAUUCUAGCAAACGGUGGUAAAAAUAUGCAAAUUUAUAUUUACAUGUCCAUCUUUGCAUUGAUGUCACCAAUUGGAAUGGCUAUAGCUAUGAUUACUCAAAGCAAUGUGGAGGAUUCAAGUCCUUUAACCGUUAGCGUUCUGAAUGCUAUAGCAACAGGUACUCUACUGUAUGUGACAUUCUUCGAGAUUCUACAAAGACAAGAACACAAGGACAUAUCCACCUGGUUGCAACUAAUAGCAACUUUUGCCGGUUUUGCUCUCAUGUGUCUCAUGCAAUAUGUCAGCACUCUUGUAUAAUAUGAAAAAAUUUGUUACAGUAGCGUGAUAAUAUUUUUUCAAAUCAUUGUAAGACUCCUGAAGCCAAAUAACUGGAAAGUAUAAAUUCAUCAAUAGGAGUGUUUUAAACAAGUGUCUUUGGUUGUAAAUAUAUAUAUAUAUAAAUAUCUUUAUUUUUAAGAA